Molecule: messenger RNA, 936 nt
Organism: Histoplasma capsulatum G186AR
Lineage: Eukaryota; Fungi; Ascomycota; Eurotiomycetes; Onygenales; Ajellomycetaceae
Product: myo-inositol oxygenase
Exons: 2
Coding region: 1-936 (311 amino acids)
Biological process (GO): inositol catabolic process
Cellular component (GO): cytoplasm
Molecular function (GO): iron ion binding; inositol oxygenase activity
Source: RefSeq, a predicted model, not a curated record
AUGGCCCCUGCAAGACUCGAUGAGGUCUCGUGUGAUGUGACACGCGACGGCGCUGCCCUCGACAAGAUGUCGGAUGACGUUGACACUGUCAAUGUCUUGAAAGCAGAACUCAAGGACUCCGCUGCAUGUGAUGAGCCCAAGUUUGGAGCUGACAAGGACAAGUCCAAGUUCCGCCAAUACGAGACUGCCUGCGAAAGGGUCAAGGCUUUCUAUCGAGAGCAACACGAAAAACAAACAGUCGCCUACAAUCUGAAAGCCCGGAAUGACUUCCGGUCCAGAGUACGGGCUGAAAUGACAGUUUGGGAAGCAAUUGAGAAGCUCGAUACAUUGAUCGACGAGUCAGAUCCGGAUACCUCCCUCUCCCAAAUUGGCCAUCUUCUUCAAUCUGCUGAAGCCAUCAGACGUGAUGGUAAGCCAAGAUGGAUGCAGCUCACGGGCUUGAUUCAUGAUCUGGGAAAGCUUCUCUUCUUUUUCGGUGCAGAAGGCCAAUGGGAUGUGGUUGGAGAUACAUUCCCGGUUGGAUGCGCCUUCGAUGAGCGAAUUAUCUAUCCUGAAACAUUCGCAAACAACCCCGACUUUGGGAACCAAAUAUAUGGGACCAAAUUCGGCAUAUAUUACCCAAACUGCGGCCUUGAUAAUGUGAUGCUUUCCUGGGGCCAUGAUGAGUACCUGUACAAUGUCGUGAAAACCCAAUCAACCCUUCCAAAGGAGGCGCUGGCUAUGAUUCGCUAUCAUUCGUUUUACCCCUGGCACGCAGCUGGCGCAUAUCGACACCUGAUGAACGAUGAUGACGAACGUAUGCUUGAGGCAGUCAAGGCUUUCAAUCCGUACGAUCUGUACAGCAAGAGUGACGACGUUCCCGAGAUCGAAAAGCUGAAGCCUUACUACCUUGAGCUAAUCGAUGAAUUUUUUCCACAACGCAUUGUGAAAUGGUGA